Aphidius gifuensis is the source of this 1915-nucleotide messenger RNA. RefSeq names its product facilitated trehalose transporter Tret1-like. The transcript has 3 exons. Bases 152 to 1561 code for a protein of 469 amino acids. Gene Ontology annotation, biological process: transmembrane transport. Lineage: Eukaryota; Metazoa; Arthropoda; Insecta; Hymenoptera; Braconidae. The record is from RefSeq and is a predicted model, not a curated record. Gene Ontology annotation, cellular component: membrane. Gene Ontology annotation, molecular function: transmembrane transporter activity.
AGUUCGCUUUUGUGAGUUGAACACAGUCUGCCAAUUGAGUCUGUCGUUUUUUUAUUUUACGCAACUGAUAAAUUAUUAAUUUAUUUAUUUUAUAUUAUUUACAAAGUAUUAUUAGUUUUAUUUGUUUUUGUUUUUGUUUUUCAAAUAUAAAAUGACUAGAGAUUCAGAAAAAGGAAAAUAUUUAUCUACAGAAGGAUCAUCAUCUUGUGAAUAUUGGAUUGCAAUUGCAUGUUCACUUCAAGCAUUUACACUUGGCUGUAUGAUAGGAUGGAUAUCACCAAGUGUUAUUAUACUCAGUGCAUCUGAUUCACCAAUAAAAACAACAAUUGAAGGCAUUUCAAAUAUUGCUGCAGCUCUUGCUAUUGGACAUGUUUUAGCUCCAUUUGUCAGUAGUUCAAUGAUCGAUAAGCUGGGACGAAAAAAAACUCUUGUACUUGCUGGUAUACCACUUAUCAUUAACUGGGCAAUGAUUUAUUGUGCCAAAGAUGUUUGGGUUUUGAUAGCAGCUCGUAUACUUGCUGGUAUAUCUUUUGGUGCAUGUAUUUGUGCUGGACCACUUUAUCUUGGUGAAAUUGCAUCUGCUCAUAGACGUGGGCUAAUAGGCUCAAUUGGAGGAGUCAUGUUAAAUAUUGGAAUAUUAUUUUCUUUUAUUAUUGUACCAAAUUUAUCAGUAUCAAAUACAGCAUUGGUAUUUUUAACAAUAUCAAUAAUUGUUGAAUUUUUAAUUUAUCUACUACCAGAAUCACCAUAUUUUUUAGUUAUGGUUGGACGUGAUGAUGAUGCUGAAAUAUCAUUAGAAAAAUUACGUUGUUGUAAUGAUGUUAGUGAUGAACUUAUUGAUAUUAAAUCAACAAUAAUAAAUUCAUCAACAAUGAAAAGUAAUAAUAUUAUAAAUGAUAUUAAAAAAAUAUUUACAAUAAAUUAUAAUUUACGUGCAUUUAUAAUAACAACAAUAUUUGUUGUACCACAACAACUUGGUGGUUAUUCAACAAUAUUAAUAUUUUCACAUGUUAUAUUUAAAGAUGCUGGUGGUAAAUUAAUAUCACCAGAAUUAUGUCCAAUUGGUGUUGCAAUAACUCAAAUAAUAUCAGCUGGUUUUACAACAAUUGUAUUUGAUAAAAUUAAUAGAAAAAAAUUAAUAUUUUAUUCUGGUUUAAUAGCAACAAUAUGUGAUAUUAUUAUUGCAUUUUAUUUUUUUAUAAUUGAAAAAUUAAAUAUUGAUAUAUCAAAUUAUUCAAUUGUAUUAUUAAUAUCAACAAUGAUACUUGUAUUUGCAUUUAAUUUAGGAUUUACAUCAAUGCAAAUGAUACUUAUUGUUGAAGUUUAUUCAACUGAUAUUAAAGCAACUGGUGCAUGUAUGACAUCACUUAUUGGUGGUAUUUUAAGUAUUAUAUCAUUUAAAAUGUAUCUUGUUGUUGUUGAAUCAUGGAACUUUGGACAUUCUGUUCCUUUUAUGGGCUUUACAAUUGUCACGUUUCUCAGUACUUUUGCAUUACUUUAUGCAACACCAGAAACUAAAGGAAAAACAUUUGUUGAAAUACAACGGCUGCUUGCCAAAUAAACCUAUGUUUUAUUUUAAAUACAAACAAAAAUUUACAUUUUACACUCGAUAAAUUGUUUUAUAUUCUUUAAAUUUUACUUUAAUUCAAUGUUUAUUUUAUAGUAGAUAAAUAAUAAAUUGAAUAAAAAACAAAACAAUGAUAAGAUUAUUGAAAGAGAUAAAUACGGAUAAGACUGAGGUAGAAUCAUAAUUUAAAACAUAUCAUCGUUGUUGUUAUUGUUAUUAUAUAAGAAUUAAUUAUUGUAUAUACAUAUUAUGAUAAUGAAACUAAUUUUAUAAUUUUUUUUGUGUAUAUUAUUAGUUUAAUUUUAUGUUCAAAUAAUUAUAUUAAAUUAAACAAGUUUUAUUAUAAAA